Messenger RNA from Lichtheimia ornata, 1059 nucleotides. RefSeq lists its product as uncharacterized. The coding region runs from base 1 to 1059 and encodes 352 amino acids. Gene Ontology annotation, molecular function: DNA binding; DNA clamp loader activity; ATP binding. The record is from RefSeq and is a predicted model, not a curated record. NCBI's taxonomy places the organism in Eukaryota, Fungi, Mucoromycota, Mucoromycetes, Mucorales, Lichtheimiaceae. Gene Ontology annotation, cellular component: Ctf18 RFC-like complex; nucleus; DNA replication factor C complex. The transcript has 8 exons. Gene Ontology annotation, biological process: DNA-templated DNA replication; DNA repair.
AUGAGCGCCAUGGACAUUGACCCACCUGAAAAGCCUGUCGUCAAGAACAAGGGUAAAGGACGAAUGGUCGCCACUGGAUCCCCUGAUUCGGAUCAUUUGCCUUGGGUUGAAAAGUAUCGUCCAAAGAAUCUUGACGAUCUCGUCUCUCAACGCAACAUUACGUCUACCUUGGAAACCUUUAUUGACGAGAAUCAACUCCCACACUUGUUGUUCUAUGGUCCUCCUGGUACAGGCAAAACUUCAGCUAUCUUGGCAUGUGCUCGUAAACUCUAUGGAGACAACUACAAAUCAAUGGUGCUUGAGUUGAAUGCAUCUGAUGAUCGUGGUAUCGACGUGGUACGAGAACAGAUCAAGAGCUUUGCCAGCACACGCACCAUUUUCAAUUCGGGUUUCAAGUUGAUCGUGUUGGAUGAAGCUGAUUCCAUGACAAAUCAAGCCCAAGCUGCUUUGCGUCGAGUGAUUGAAAAGUACACCAAGAACGUCCGUUUCUGCAUCAUUUGCAAUUAUGUGAGCAAGAUUAUACCAGCGAUCCAAUCUCGUUGCACGCGUUUUCGAUUUGCACCUCUCAAGCUAGACCAAAUAGAAGGACGAUUAGACAAGGUCGUGCGAUCGGAAGGAGUUAAUUUGACAGAAGAUGGCAAGAAGGCGCUGAUCAAAUUGUCUAAGGGUGAUAUGCGAAGGGCCCUCAACAUUCUUCAAGCAUGCCAUUCUGCGUACGAGCGUGUCGACAGCGCCGCUAUCUACAAUUGCACUGGCCAGCCCCAUCCUGAAGAUAUCGAACGUGUGGCGAAUUGGCUUUUGACAGAGAAUGACUUUAACAAGGCUUAUUCAAGCAUCGGGAAUUUGCAAAGGGAUAUGGGAUUAUCAUUACAAGACAUCAUCAGCGAGGUGUACAACUACAUACUUGGUAUCGAUAUUCCUGCAGCGACCUAUCAACAUCUCUUGGAACAGUUGGCCGAGUUGGAAUAUAGGCUAGCAGAAGGGGCCAAUGAAAAAAUCCAACUAGGUGCCCUGUUGGGAGCAUUCAAGAUGGGUAUCAAGAAAGCUGCAACUGCUUGA